Molecule: messenger RNA, 2502 nt
Organism: Otolemur garnettii (small-eared galago)
Lineage: Eukaryota; Metazoa; Chordata; Mammalia; Primates; Galagidae
Gene: KLF12
Product: Kruppel like factor 12
Exons: 6
Coding region: 1-1257 (418 amino acids)
Biological process (GO): regulation of transcription by RNA polymerase II
Molecular function (GO): RNA polymerase II cis-regulatory region sequence-specific DNA binding; DNA-binding transcription factor activity, RNA polymerase II-specific
Source: RefSeq, a predicted model, not a curated record
AUGAAGGAAGCUCUCUGCCAGUGUCUUCUUUUGAAUGCCUUAAGAGUUGAAUCUCCCUCUCUGUUUCUCUUUUAUUCUCAGAAUACCAACACCUUUGAGAACAGAAUGUUAAUGCUUGAUGGGAUGCCGGCAGUCAGAGUCAAAACAGAGCUUUUGGAAUCUGAACAAGGGUCUCCAAACGUCCACAACUAUCCCGAUAUGGAAGCUGUUCCCCUGUUGCUAAAUAAUGUGAAAGGGGAGCCCCCGGAGGACUCGUUAUCUGUAGAUCACUUCCAAACACAAACUGAGCCAGUGGACUUGUCAAUAAACAAAGCCAGGACAUCCCCGACCGCCGUUUCAUCCUCCCCAGUUUCCAUGACAGCGUCUGCCUCCUCGCCGUCUUCAACUUCAACCUCUUCAUCGUCCUCUAGUCGUCCAGCCUCAUCCCCGACUGUUAUCACAUCCGUCUCUUCAGCCUCAUCUUCGUCAACAGUAUUAACUCCAGGGCCCCUCGUUGCCUCUGCAUCUGGUGUGGGAGGCCAGCAGUUUUUGCACAUUAUCCAUCCUGUACCACCUUCAAGUCCCAUGAAUUUACAGUCUAACAAACUGAGUCACGUUCACCGCAUCCCCGUGGUGGUGCAGUCCGUGCCUGUUGUCUACACAGCUGUAAGGUCACCUGGAAAUGUGAACAACACUAUCGUCGUGCCACUUUUGGAGGAUGGGAGAGGCCAUGGCAAAGCACAAAUGGACCCCCGAGGCCUAUCUCCCAGACAAAGUAAAAGUGACAGUGAUGAUGAUGACCUGCCAAAUGUGACCUUAGAUAGCGUUAAUGAAACUGGAUCUACGGCCCUUUCCAUAGCCAGAGCAGUACAAGAGGUACAUCCAUCCCCAGUAUCAAGGGUCCGAGGAAAUCGAAUGAAUAAUCAAAAGUUUGCUUGUUCUAUUUCACCAUUUAGUAUUGAGAGCACAAGACGCCAGAGACGGUCUGAAUCCCCAGACUCCAGAAAACGGCGCAUCCACAGAUGUGAUUUUGAGGGAUGCAACAAAGUAUACACAAAAAGUUCUCACCUGAAGGCUCAUCGGAGGACACACACAGGAGAGAAACCCUACAAGUGUACCUGGGAGGGCUGCACCUGGAAGUUUGCUCGUUCGGAUGAACUGACGAGGCAUUACCGCAAACACACGGGCGUGAAGCCGUUCAAGUGCGCAGACUGUGAUCGCAGCUUUUCCCGGUCAGAUCAUUUGGCCCUGCACCGCCGGAGGCAUAUGCUGGUGUGAGGAAUGCUGCCUGUCCAGCUGGGCGUAAGAGCUGGAUCUCUUAGCGGCACCCAAUUCAGCAGGGCUGAAUCCCCUUCACAGUGUUAACGCAAAAGGGCAUCACCAAUCCCAUGAUGUCUGAAAACAGAGCAGGAAAAAGAAGGAACAAAGGAACGCGCCUCCUUUCGGUCUGAAGGUAACCCCCAUCAUGGCUACACGAGAACCAUCUUCACACUGGCCUGGGAGCUCAGUGACACACUUGCUGAAGAGACAGGCAUUGUUUUCCGUGCUGUGUACUCUGCCAUUUACAGAUGUUUGUAGCUUGUACAUUUUCUGAGCUGUCAGACGUUUUGUUACUGAUAUCUUAAAGGUCAUCUACCACAAAGAGAUGGCUAGAGCAAGACCUUUUACAUUUGGGUGAUUCUCUCAUCAUCCCGCCCCUGUAACCCCUUUUUACAGAAAUUUUAGUUACUGUCUGAGUAAGCUAGAACACACAUCCAAUCUGUUACCAGCAAGCAGCAUGAAAGUAGAAAAGAAGAAGCUUUUGGAGAGGUGCCAUUACCUGAAAAUAAAGGGGCACUCAAGCAGCCCCGGGCAGUAGUGAUGGCGGCAGCCAGAUGUCACUCGUAACUUGUCAUUCUGCCAUGCCCUGAAGAGAACCAACAUUGAAUCUUUCAUUUGUGUGUUGUUGAUUGUUUUUGUUUUGUUUUGAUUCUGUUUCGUUCAUCUGUUCGAGCAGAGGGGCAGCAACAUUACGGUUGCAAUCUCGUCGUCCUGGUCUCUGCCCUGGCAUGGACUGGCACAGAGGUGUCCUGUAUAGUUGAAUAGGAAGAGCCUGUCUAAAAAAACUACUGCCCCACUUCAAAUUGCAGUGUUCUGUCACCUAGGCAUCAUCAUCUCUUCCUGCCCCUAGUAUUUGAUUACAAGGAAUCGGGGGGGAAAAAACCUUUCUUAGACACACUGGCACCAAGGUAAGAGGUGAGGCUGCCCAGGCAGAGUCAGUAAACAUGAAAAAAUCAGACAAAAGCAGAGAUGGAAAUAAGGCGCCUCUUGAGGAGAAAAGCAAUAAAAGGACUUUCCUACAAUAACUUCACUGAGGACUCACGUUACCAAUUUUCAUACUUACUAAAGGGAUUGUAAAAAACACCCCAGCAUUUCAGAUGUCUUGGUUACAUUUCCAGCACUGAGGUAAUCUGCUGCUGUGCAUUGUCCUGCUUGGUUGAGGACCACAAUUAAAGAUUAUGCUCCCCUUUUCUUGUUUGAAAA